Molecule: messenger RNA, 1128 nt
Organism: Tauraco erythrolophus (red-crested turaco)
Lineage: Eukaryota; Metazoa; Chordata; Aves; Musophagiformes; Musophagidae
Gene: SLC7A5
Product: solute carrier family 7 member 5
Biological process (GO): amino acid transmembrane transport; neutral amino acid transport
Cellular component (GO): membrane
Molecular function (GO): neutral L-amino acid transmembrane transporter activity; L-amino acid transmembrane transporter activity
Source: RefSeq, a predicted model, not a curated record
AAGCUCUGGAUAGAGCUGCUCAUCAUCCGGCCCUCCUCGCAGUACAUCGUGGCUCUGGUCUUCGCUACCUACCUGCUCAAGCCCAUCUUCCCCACCUGCUCGGUGCCCGACGAGGCUGCCAAGCUGGUGGCCUGUCUCUGUGUCCUGCUCCUCACGGCGGUGAACUGCUACAGCGUGAAAGCUGCCACUCGUGUUCAGGAUGCCUUUGCUGCAGCAAAACUGCUGGCGCUGGCUCUGAUCAUCAUUCUUGGCUUUGUGCAGCUUGCAAAGGGCGAUGUGACACACCUGACUCCUGAGCACUCCUUUGAAGGCACAAAAGUAGGCGUGGGGAACAUUGUGUUAGCUUUGUACAGCGGCCUCUUUGCCUAUGGAGGAUGGAAUUACUUGAAUUUUGUUACAGAAGAGAUGAUAAACCCCUACAGAAACCUGCCUCUGGCUAUCAUCAUCUCCCUACCUGUAGUCACUUUGGUUUACGUGCUGACAAACUUGGCUUACUUCACGACCCUGUCGACGGAGCAGAUGCUGACGUCGGAAGCCGUGGCCGUGGAUUUUGGGAACUAUCACCUUGGUGUCAUGUCCUGGAUCAUACCUGUCUUUGUUGGCUUAUCGUGCUUUGGAUCUGUUAACGGAUCUCUCUUCACUUCUUCCCGGCUGUUCUUCGUGGGAUCCCGAGAAGGACACUUGCCUUCAAUCCUGUCCAUGAUUCACCCCAGGCUCCUCACUCCCGUGCCAUCCCUCGUCUUUACGUGCAUCAUGACCUUGCUCUAUGCCUUCUCCAACAACAUUUUCUCAGUCAUCAACUUCUUCAGCUUCUUCAACUGGCUGUGCGUGGCUCUGGCCAUCAUCGGCAUGAUGUGGCUGCGUUACAAGAAGCCAGAGCUGGAAAGGCCCAUCAAGGUGAACAUCUGCCUGCCCAUUUUCUUCAUCCUGGCCUGCUUGUUUCUCAUCGCUGUUUCCUUUUGGAUGACGCCGAAGGAAUGUGGGAUCGGCUUUGCCAUCAUCUUCAGCGGGCUCCCUUUUUACUUCUUCGGGGUCUGGUGGCAAAACAAGCCCAAGUGGGUUCUCCAAGGCAUCUUCUCCGCGACAGUCCUGUGCCAGAAACUGCUGGAAGUGGUUCCACAAGAAUGA